This is a messenger RNA of Lactuca saligna, 803 nucleotides long. NCBI's taxonomy places the organism in Eukaryota, Viridiplantae, Streptophyta, Magnoliopsida, Asterales, Asteraceae. The record is from the annotation of a GenBank genome assembly.
GUAGACCGUUCAAAACCAGGAUAACAUUCUCUUCUAUUUCUGGAAAGAAGUUCUAUCAUCCCGUCUUCCCAAUUUAGCUUCAAUGGCUGCAUCUUGUUCAAUUCAGAGCAAAUGUUAUGCAGUACCACUACACCUAAUUUCGACCUCAGGCGGAUCAAAUUUAUUCGUUCCUAGAUCCAUAUGUCCAACAAAAAGAAAACCAAAUCAGCAAGUCCAAAGAUAUCGAGCAUGUUGCCUUUUAGAAGUUGCAGUUCCUAGCAUUGAUAUUCCCUUAUCAGCUUCAAUCAACUUGGCAGAUCCCAUAAGAGAUGCAUCGGACUUGAUACCAGAGUACAUGCAAAGGUUGGUUUUAAUGGAUCUGGACCCGGGAACAGCUAAAUUGGCAAUACCCAUAUUGGGGCCUUUACUAUCAGCAUUUUCAUUCCUCUUUAUUGUAAGAAUUGUCAUGUCAUGGUAUCCAAAGCUUCCUGUUGAGAAAUUCCCGUAUGUAGUAGCAUACGCCCCUACAGAGCCGAUUUUGACAGUCACACGCAAGGUGAUUCCUCCCCUUGGUGGAGUUGAUGUGACUCCCGUGGUUUGGUUUGGAUUGAUCAGUUUCCUUAAUGAAAUAUUAGUUGGCCCUCAGGGCCUCCUUGUCCUCCUAUCUCAACAGGUUUAGAUUAUGUAAUAAUGAAUCAUAAACAGAAUCUACAAUUUUUCAACCCCUACAUGUUUGUUUCCUUUUGAUUUGAUCUGAACAGAAUGACUUAAUGGAUUAAGCCCGGAAACAUGGCUUAAUGUAUUAAAAACUAACUGUUUACCUA